Molecule: messenger RNA, 1846 nt
Organism: Pollicipes pollicipes
Lineage: Eukaryota; Metazoa; Arthropoda; Thecostraca; Pollicipedomorpha; Pollicipedidae
Exons: 2
Coding region: 28-1650 (540 amino acids)
Molecular function (GO): GDP-mannose hydrolase activity
Source: RefSeq, a predicted model, not a curated record
GCCGGUGGAUCGGGUUCUGGAGCCGCGAUGGACACCGCCGCGAGUGAGCUCCCCCACAUCGUGUGCCUGCUGCGCGACUCACUGCCGCUGGAGCAGGAUGACGUCAGCGUCUGCUUCGAUCCGGCUCGCUUCGCCCGCAAGACGAACCCGGCUCAGGAGCAGGCCAUCGACAGCCAAUGGCGGCGCCAGUGCCGGCAAAACCCGCGCCUCUUCAACGGCUCCAAGUUCCGGUACGCCGGCCUGCGCUGGACCGGCGCGCCGCAGCUGCAGCUGGGGCUUACCAGCUACCGGGAGCACAUCGGCACCAACUGCCGCGCCGGUCAGCGGCUGCUGCAGGAGGCGGGCGCGGCCGUGCACGGCGACCGGCAGGCGUUCCUGGCCGACCCACUGGGCGUCGGGGCGCUGCUGCUGACCGCCGACAACCGGUUGGCAUUCGUGCGGCGUGCGCUCUGGACGGGCGAGUACCCGGGCCGGCUGGACCGGCCCGGCGGCCACGCCGAGCCGGACGAGCUGCCUCGCGCCGAGCUCGCCGAGCCGGCCGCCGUGCUCGACGAGGUGUUCGAGUCGGUGCGGCGCGAGCUACGCGACGAGCUGGGCGUGCCGCUGACGCACCUCAGCCGCGCGUACUUGACGGGCGUGCUGCGCGACCGCGACAUGGGCGGCCGACCCACGCUCGAGUUCGUCGUCAGAUGCUCACUGCCCUCGUCCGAACUGGAGCGGAUCUACAAUGAGGGCAAGCACGCGGAGGCGGACGAGUCGCUCGGCCUCGUCUUCCUGACGCGCCUCGAGCUCUUCUCGGACUCGUGCGUGAUCCGCGUGCCCGAGCUGGACGAGGUCGACGCCGAGUGCCCCGGGGUGGCGCGGGAGGCGGCUGUGGCGCCGGCGGCAGCAGAUGUGAACUGCACGGGGCCUGAACGCGACGACGGCGCCGCAGUGCACCACUGUGAGGAAGAGCAGGCGGGUGAGGCGGCGGCGCAUGCCGAGGAGCCCAAGGCGCCUGCGGCCGCCGGACCGCCGGUGAGAGGUAAGGAGGCACCGAAGAAGAGGCGAAGGAAUAAGAAGGACAAGAAGGCGGCGGCGGCUGCGGCGAGGAGCGAGGCGGCACAGCCUGCGGGGACGGGCGAGGCGGGCGGGCCGCGGCUGCGGUCGGAGUCGCUCGCCAACAACGUCAGCUCGCAGCUGGUCGCGUCGGACGCGGCGCUCGCCGACGCGACGUCAUCGUCGGCCGACGCUGUGCUGCCGUCUGCCGAGCCGGGGAACCCCGCGUCGGCGGCCGACGCCGGAGACACCCAGGAGUCGCUGGAGGCGGCGCUGGCGCGCGUGGAGCUGGGCUCGGCAGCGGCGGAGACGGACGAGAUCGUGGUGGUGCAGCAGAACGGGGUGGUGCUGCUGAAGACCGGCGAGCAGGUGACUGAGACAGUGAUGCCGACGGCGCCGCUCAGCGGCCAGAUUGAAACGCUUGCUGAGGUGGUCAACAACCCCGAGGUCAACGCUCCCGAGGGCGCCGACGCGGCGACGGCGGAAAAGAGCGUGGAAGAAGCGGAGCGCGAGAGGAAGGCGAAGCUGUGGGAGGAGAUGACGCCGGCCUGCCGUGGAAGUCUGAUGCUGCUGAAGCAGGUGCAGCUGAAGGGUUUCGUGUUCCGGUUUUGAGUGUUGCCGAGAGCACGGUGUUGGUGUGUACAACUGCCAGGGAGUCGGAGCUUGGCCGAUAUUACCCAGAUAUUACACCCGCGGGACGCUCUCGAGCCGUCCGUGUUACAGUACAAUGCACGUUUACGUGUGCUGUUGUGUGUAUACAUUUGUGUGUGUGUGUGUGUGUGUGUGUGUGUGUGUGUGUGUGUGUGUG